This is a messenger RNA of Cornus florida, 4454 nucleotides long. Its product is annotated as pentatricopeptide repeat-containing protein At5g15280, mitochondrial. The record is from RefSeq and is a predicted model, not a curated record. The coding region runs from base 112 to 3921 and encodes 1269 amino acids. Gene Ontology annotation, molecular function: protein binding. Gene Ontology annotation, cellular component: chloroplast. The transcript has a single exon. NCBI's taxonomy places the organism in Eukaryota, Viridiplantae, Streptophyta, Magnoliopsida, Cornales, Cornaceae.
UCACAUUCUCUCACAAACGCAUUGUCGUUUGGUUUGCCUCUUCUUCUCUCUCAUUCCAUCCAUAGAGAGAAUUUGUUUUUCCCCAAAAGACCCAAAAGAUGCAAGCAAUAGAUGAGAAAAACAAUCUCUACCAUCGUUGUUUCCAAUCUAAUGUUUCGAACUCCGAGUCUUCAACUCCACAAGCCCCAAAUCAAUCAGGUUUGCUCUCUCCUCUCUGUCUUCUCUCUCUUUACUUCAAAACAUCAUUUGUUCACCGCAUUAUCUGAAGUGCCAAAACCACCGACACCAUCAUCAUCUACACACAGAACAAACGAUACCUGCAUAGAUUUGUCUUCAAUUAACACUUCUGGUAUUGCUAAAUCAGUCCUGUUGAGAUGUUCACAUCUUGGGGACAAGAAAGUAGACACCUUUGCUAACCCUUCUCUCAGAGAACUGCUUUUCGAGUUGUCUGAUUUAAGCCCUGAAAUUACCCGUCGAUUUCGGAGAGUUUCUGAGUUAAAACCCGAGGAUGUUCUCGAAAUAUUACUGGGUUUUCAAUUUUAUAGUGGGGAGAUUGAAAAUGAAGCUAAAAAGAUCGAGUCUUUAUGGGGAAUUUUCAAAUGGGCUAGUGGCCAAAGUAGGGAUUUUAAGCAUCUUCCUCGGUCUUGUCAGGUCAUGGCCACAAUGCUGGUCCGAGGUGGGUUAUUUGAGGAAGUUGAAUUUUUGCUUUCAACAAUGGACAGUAAAGGAAUUCCAAUGGAUAAUAAUGAAAUUUUCAGUAAUUUAGUUGAAGGGUAUGUUGGUGCUGGUGAUUUGAAAAGGGCUAUGUCAAUACAUGAUCGAAUGAGGAGGCAAGGUUUAGUCCCAUCAGGGUCUUGUUAUCGUGUUAUUCUUGCUUUUUUGGUUCAGAUGAAAGAAACCCAAUUAGUGUUUCGAGUUUAUAUGGAUAUGGUGGAAAUGGGAUUAGGAAUGAGUGGAGCAGAAAUGGAUAGUUUUGAGAAUGUUAUUGAUUUACUAUGCAGGGAUGGAAAAGUUCGGGAAGCCAGAAAUCUUGUUAAGAAGUUGACUGCUUUUGGAAUGGAACCUAGUAAUUUAGUGCUUGAUGCAAUUGCAAGUAAAUAUUGUGAGAAGAAGGAUUAUGAUGAUCUACUGAAUUUAUUUUUUGAGAUCAAGUGUGCACCUGGUGUUGUAGUUGGCAACAAGAUUAUAUUUUCUUUGUGUAGAAAUUUUUCCAUAGAAAGAGCAAAUUUGUUCAUUGAGGAACUGGAAUGUUUAGGUUUCAUCCCUGAUGAAAUAACUUUUGGUAUCUUAAUUGGUUGGAGUUGUCGUGAAGGGAAACUGAAGAAUGCUUUCUUUUAUUUGUCAGAGGUUUUAUCGAGAGGCCUCAAACCUGAUGUACAUUCCUAUAAUGCUCUUAUUAGUGGAAUGUUCAAGGAGAGCAUGUGGAAACACGCCCAAGACAUUCUUUGUGAAAUGGAUGAUCAGGGAGUAACACCUAAUAUGGCAACUUUCAGAGUUCUCUUAGCAGGAUAUUGUAAAGCUAGACAGUUUGACGAAGUGAAAAUGGUGGUUUGCAAGAUGGUGGAUCAUGGUUUGAUCCAAAUAUCUUCACUAGAGGAUCCCAUCUCCAAAGCAUUUACUAUCCUGGGGCUCAAUCCCUUGGCUGUAAAGGUGAGAAGGGACAAUGAUGUGGGAUUCUCGAAAACAGAAUUUUUUGAUGCCCUUGGGAAUGGACUUUAUUUAGAGACAGACCUAGAAGAAUAUGAUAAGACUAUGAGUGAUGUUCUCGAAGAUUCCGUGGUUCCUGAUUUUAACUCCCUUGUAAUGAAGCAUUGCAGUGAUGGAAAACUUAAAACUGCAUUGCUGAUGGUAGAUGAAAUGGUUCGCUGGGGGCAAGAACUGUCUUUGUCCGUCUUCUCAACAUUAGUGAAAGGGCUUUGUGCUUCCUGUCGCUGUAUCAAGGCAAUCACCGUUCUCUUAGACAAAAUGCCGAAGUUGACUAAUCAGCUGGACCAAGAAGCUCUCAAUUUGCUUGUCCAAUCACUUAGCACAAGGGGAUUAAUAAACAAGGCAAGGAUAAUAUUUUAUGGAAUUGUCCAACGGCAUUUGGAAAUCAGGGAUGAGACGUAUACUGCUAUGAUAACGGGUUUAUGCAAGAAAGGAAGCUUGAGGGAGCACCUCGAUUGCUGGGAACUUGCUCGACAAGAUAAAUGGUUACCUGCGUUAAAGAAUUGGAAGGCUAUUAUGGAUUGUCUAUGCCAGCAAGAAAUGCUCAAGGAAACAAUGGAACUUUUUGAAAUAGUGAUGGCGGCCUACCCUAACUUAAGAUUGGAUAUUUGUCAUGCUUUCCUUGAAAGGCUUUGUGGUACGGGGUUUACGAGCACUGCACAUGUUUUGGUGGAGGAACUUCUAACACAGGGCUUUGUCUUGGACCACAUGGCUUAUAGUCAUCUUAUAAGAGGUUUCUAUACGGAGAAGAAGUUCUCGAAAGCUCUUAUGGUAUUCGAUAUUAUGCUAGCUAAGAACUUGACUCCAAGCAUGGAUGUUGCUGUUCUGUUGAUUCCUCACUUGUGUAGGGCUGGUAAUUUUGAGAAAGCUGUCACUUUGAAAGAGAUUGGCUUGAGAGAGCAAUACUCUGAUUCACUUUCUGUCCACUGCGCUCUGAUAAAUGGGUUUUCUAAGACAGGGAAGGUUGAAGAAGCAGUCAAUCUAUUCCAGGAUAUGUUGUUGAAGGGCUUACUCCCAGGUACUGAAUUUUAUAACAUGUUGGUUCAAGGGUUUUGCCAAGCUAGAAAUUCGAGGAGAGUUGGGGAGCUACUCGGCAUCAUGGUACGAAAGAACUUAAGCAUUUCAAUCUUGAGUUACCGUAAUUUGGUGCGUUUUAUGUGUAUGGAGGGAAGGGUCCCUUUUGCAUUAAGCAUGAAAGAGCUUAUGCUUAAAGAAAGCAACCCUCCCUAUCUCACCAUUUAUAACAUUCUGAUUUUCCGUCUUUUCUCAACUGGGAACAUUUUGAUUGUGGAUACCCUUCUACAUGAACUUCAGGAGAAGGGAUUGCAACUCGACACAGUCACUUAUAAUUUUCUUGUGUAUGGUUAUUCGCGUUGUAAAGCCGUGUCACGUUCGCUGCAGUAUCUGAAUGCUGCCAUGCUUAAAGACCUUAGGCCGAGUAAUUGCAGUUUGAGAAAAGUAAUAAGCUGCCUGUGUUGUGAAGGGGAGCUUGGAAAAGCCUUGGACUUGAGUCGAGAAAUGGAAUCAAGAGGUUGGAUUCAUGAUUCAAUCAUUCAAAAUGCAAUCGCCGAGGGCCUUCUUGCUCAAGGUAAGCUUCAAGCAGCAGUAAAUUUUUUGGACCGGAUGGUAGAAAAGGGUCUAAUUCCUGACAAUAUCAAUUACGAUAAUCUAAUUAAGCGGCUCUGUAGGUAUGGAAGACAAGAUAAGGCUGUUGAGCUUCUAAACAUAAUGUUGAAGAAAAAAAACAUCCCAAAUUCUACCAGUUAUGAUGGCAUAAUCCAAGGUUUCUGUUCAAGUCAUAAAUUGGAACAAGCUCUAGAUUUGCAUACCGAGAUGUUGGAUAGAAGUCUUAAGCCAAGCGUCAACACUUGGAAUGCGCUUAUCCAAAGCUUCUGCUACGAUGGACAAAUUGCAGAAGCAGAAAGGGUAAUGAAUUUUAUGGUUCAAAUAGGUGAAACUCCAACCAGGGAGAUGUAUUGCUCUGUGAUUAACAAGUGCCGCGCUGAAAACAACCUCAGCAAGGCAUCAGAGUUCUUACAAAAGAUGCAGCAAAAUGGUUAUGAACCUGAUUUUGAGACUCACUGGUCUUUCAUUAGCAACUUGAGCAAUUCCGGGGACAAGGACAACAGCAACAGCACUCGUCCCUUUCUAGCAACGCUUCUUUCUGAAAGUGGAUUUUCUCGGAAAAAAGUCCCCAAGAACAAACCACGGUAACAAAGCAUAACUGAAUCUGUGGUUGGUAGUUGUUAUCACUUCAUAUUUAUUUUUCCAUGUUCGUGCCUUCUGAGGAGCUUCUUAGUUUGGUUCUCUUUGCGGAUUAGUCCAUUGGUAGUUUUACUUUCCCCCUAUAAUGAGUUCGCUGAUCCCAGAAGAUCUGUACAUCACAUUAUAUGUAUAUUGACGUAUAAUUGGGAGUGCUACACAUUUCUUUCUGAUUCUCAAAUUUUGCCAAUAUCUUUUUCCUUUUUAUGUUGCAAGGAAUGUAAUGUUCUUGGGGAUACCUUUUCCUUCCUUUCUUCACCUCUCCUGCAUCUGAUUAUACAUAUACAUUUUUGUAAAUAUACAAUGUUGUGCAUUGUCAUAUUAAAGGCUUGGUUGGUCAUCUUUGCCCGGAUGUUUAUAGAACGAGAAGAUUGAUGCUAGGUUGACUGAAAUUCUAUAUUUCUCCAGAUGGAACGAGGUCUGGUAGGUUUCUUUUUCUUGUUGCUACUGUACUUUUUGGAAUAUAAGUUUGUUAUCGUUGAGUC